GCUGAGGAUUGUCUUGUGUUGGCUCAGAGCAGAGAGAAGCUCAGCGUUCACACGACCUGCUGCUGAUCUUCAUCACUAUCCUCUUCUUCAUCCUCUUCAUCAUCAUCAUCAUCAUCGUCGUCACAGAGACAAACAGCCGAGCACACACAGAUUAUUUCAUCCAGUUAAUCUCUGAUUUUAGAGAGAGGACAGAGACGGAGACAGAGACCAUGUGGAGACACAAGUGAUGAUGCUGAGUUUGGGUGUUCAGUUCCUCCUCUGAAACUGAUGCUGCUGCUGCUGCUGCUGCUUAUCUCACUGCUGCUGCUGCUGCUGCUGCUGCUGCUGCUGCUGCUGUUGUCAUGGUUUUCUCAGAGUGACAUCAAAGUUUCUUCGGGGAGAUUUUUCUCACUUCACACCUGCUGUUUUACUCUGAGGCUGAAGACGACUGCUCUGAUCUGACACCAGAGACAGAGACAGGACACCAGGAGACACCAGGGGACACCAGGGGACAGACACAGACACCAGGAGACAGACACAGACAGACAUGAACUGUGGACAUAAACUGCUGCUGCUGCCGCUGCUGCUGAGCGUCUCUUUCAUCACUUUGACCUCAGGUUCCCGCGCUCGCGUCGAGGACCUCGCGCCUCGGAUCGUGGAGGAUCCCUCGGAUUUGAUCGUCUCUAAAGGAGAACCCGCCACGCUCAACUGUAAGGCCGAGGGUCGACCCGCCCCGACCAUCGAGUGGUUUAAAGACGGCGAGCGUGUGGAGACGGACAAAGACGACCCUCGCUCGCACCGCAUGCUCCUGCCCAGAGGAUCGCUCUUCUUCCUGCGCAUCGUCCACGGACGCCGCAGCAAACCUGACGAGGGCGUUUACACCUGCGUCGCACGCAACCACGCGGGCGUCGCCGUGAGUCGCAACGCGUCGCUGGAAGUCGCCACUCUGAGAGAUGAUUUCCGCCAGGCGCCCAGUGACGUGGUGGUGGCUGCAGGAGAACCUGCCGUCCUCGACUGUGUUCCUCCACGUGGUCAUCCUGAACCCAGCGUCUACUGGAAACGCAACAACGUCCGAGUCAGCAGCAAAGAUGAACGCAUGACUAUGCGCAGCGGCAAACUGAUGAUCUCUCAGACCAGGAAGAGCGACGCUGGCAUGUUUGUGUGUGUGGGGACAAACAUGGUUGGAGAGAGGGACAGUGAUCCUGCAGAGCUGGUGGUCUACGAGCGACCCGUGUUGGUGCGAAGGCCGGUGAACCAGGUGGUGAUGGAGGAGGAGACGGUAGACUUCCUAUGUGAGGUCCAUGGAGAUCCUGCUCCCACUGUGCGAUGGCGCAGGGAGGAAGGAGAACUUCCCCGUGGGAGGUUUGAGAUCAGGAACAGUAACAGUCUGCGUUUGUUGCGUGUGAAGGAGGAAGACGAGGGGACGUACACGUGCACGUCAGAGAACAGCGUGGGGAAGACGGAGGCGUCGGCCGUGCUGCAGGUCCACGUUCCUCCUCAGAUCAGCUCGAAGCCCAGAGACCAGAUCACAACUCAGGGAAGCAGCAUCACCUUCUACUGCAGCUCCACAGGAAAUCCUCCACCCGCCAUCUUCUGGCAAAAAGAGGGCAGUCAGAUGUUGCUGUUCCCCGGUCAGCCCCCGUCACAGUCGGGUCGUUACUCCGUGUCCAUGGGCGGAGCUUUGACCAUCACUGACGUCCAUCCUGACGACUCUGGCUUCUACAUGUGUCAGGCCAUCAGUGUGGCAGGAAGUGUGCUGACCAAAGCGCUGCUGCAGGUGGAGGGAGGUCCAUCAGGUCGUGUGCCUCCCAUCAUUGGUCAAGGUCCAGCCAAUCAGACGGUGUCUCGCGGUGCAACGGCACAGCUGCAGUGUCGGGUCAUCGGAGGACCUUCAGUCCAGAUUUCAUGGAAGAAGAAUGGAGAAAAACUUCAGGGGAACAAACCGAGACUGACUCUGAUGGAGAACGGCACGUUACAGAUCUCUGACAUAAAGGACUCAGACUCAGGGACAUACAUGUGUGUCGUGUCCAGUUCUACAGGAGAAACCAGCUGGACCGGGACACUGACCAUCAGAGAGGAUGGAGGUCCUCCAGUGUCCAGAGUCUCUGAGUUCCUUCAGCUUCCAGGACCUCCUCACAAACCUCUGGUGACAGAUGUCACCAAAAACACCGUCACUCUCACCUGGCAGUCCAACCCACAUGAGGGCGGAGCCGCGGUCACCGCAUACGUCAUCCAAGCCUUCAGUCAGUCCGUGGGCAGCAGCUGGCAGACGGUGGCUGAUCACGUGCAGCAGGAGCGCCACACAGUGGUGGAACUUUUACCAAACACCGUUUAUCUCUUUAUCGUCCGAGCGGUCAACUCCUACGGCCUCAGUGACCCCAGUCCUAUCUCUGAACCUGUCAGGACUCACGACGGGAGUCCUUCAGUCCAGACCGUGGACCACAGACAGGUGCAGAGAGAUUUAGGAGAAGUUUCUGUUUACCUGCAGAAACCCGUGGUUCUGUCUCCAACCAGUGCCAGGAUUUCCUGGACUGUGGCUCGUCAGUCUCGCCACGUUCAGGGUUUCCGGGUUUUUUACCGGACCAUCGGCAGCUCGUGGUUGGUCCAGGACGUGAAGGCCACGUCUGACCUCAGCAGCAUCUUAGAAGAUCUGAAGAGCAGCACCGAGUAUGAGGUGAAGAUCCGGCCAUACUUUAACGAGCUGCAGGGACACGACAGCCUCAUGGUUCUGCUGAGAACUCCUGAGGAAGUGGUGAGUGCGCCCCCUCAGGCGGUUUCCGUGGUUCAGCUCACCAACAGCUCGAGCAUCAGUGUUUCAUGGGAACCUCCCCCUCACACAGUUCACAGUGGAAUCAUCCGUGAAUACAAGAUCUGGUGUCUGAGCAGGGACAGACACAGGGACAGGGACCUGGACAGUGUGGACCAGGAGAAGCAGCAGAUCAACAGAACAGUGGACGGAGCGGUUCUGUCCAUCCUUCUCUCCGGUCUGCGUCCUGACGUCCACUACACUGUGACUGUGGCUGCUGUGACCGAGCUGGGUCAGGGAUCUGUGAGUCCUCCUGUCCAUCUGAUCCUCACUGUCCCUCUGGAGAAGUCUCUGACGCCUGUGGACAAAGACGCUGACCUCAGCUUAUCGGAGCAGAUCAGCAGCGUGCUGUUUAAGCCCGCCUUCAUCGCAGGAGUGGGUGUGGCCGUGUGGUUGAUGGUGACGAGUGUCGGCGUUUGGUUUUACUGUCGUCACCGCAGCAGCAAACAGCUGGGACAUUACAGCACAUCCUUCGCCUACACACCAGCAGUUGGAUUUGCUCACGGUGAAGGAUCUGGGAUGUUAAACGGACGGCCCAGCUUGUUGGGCUCAAACAUGGGGAAUUAUCCGUGGCUCGCAGAUUCAUGGCCAACUCCAAACCUGGACUCUGUCAAGUUCAACUCAGGAAAACUGGACUCAGACAAAUAUUACAACACAGUUUCAGGUUUGAACUUCAAGAACCAGACGGAGUCUAACGAGAGUCCGAUCUACAGCACCAUCAACACCUCUGCUGCUGCUGCAGACCACGAGCUGCUCACCUACUACGACACCUACUGUAGCUCCUCCUACAACCAGGGUCCAGACCCCUACAGCAGCAACCCGGUACUGCUGGGUCUGGACCAGGACUUGGACCAGUGGACCAUCCAGUCCGGGUCUGAAUAUGCCAAACUGCAGUACAGUAAGAAACACAUCGACAAACUGAUGACACAGAAGUCGACGGGCUCCUCGUCUCAGUCAGCUCCUCUCACCUGGAUGGACGUGAUGUCACUUCCUGUUCCUGCUAAUGAGGACAAGUGUCUGACAAAGAGAGAAGAAGAAGAGCAACUCAGCUUUGAUGAGGAUGAUGAUGAAGACGAGGAUGACUGGUGUCCCCCACUUCCUGUGAGGACUUAUCUGAUGGACACGUCCAGAGAUGAAGUGUCCGUCCUGUCAUCUAAAGCAGAUCAUCUGUUUUACCAGCCCAGCGACUCCUCACCCUCUCAUCACUGUCACUUAUUCACUCACCCUCAUCAUCAUCAUCAUCACCUCAGCUCACAGGUUUCUCAAUCAAACCCAGAUCUGUUCACCGUGAACCAGAGCCGCGACGCCACUGAGGUUCACAGCAGCAGAGCUGCUGAUUUCAGCCUCACCGCUCACACACACAGAACCAGGAGUAAGAAGAAAACACACAAGGACGAGAGAGAGACACACGUUCAAGCAGAUACGAUUAUAAUCCCACAUGGUCAGUCCACUUUCCUGCCCAGCGUCCACAUGUCAGGCUACGGGUCACUGGGAGGGGGCGGAGUCUUUCCUGGACAGAGAGACAAGAACCUCAUGUAAAAGGAAGCUGAUCUGAUUUUCUGCUCUGGUUUCCUGGCUGUUGCCGUGGAAACAGACGAGAAUCUGACAACUGAAAGAAAGAAAAUGUUUUUAUUUUAAAUUAUUUUUUAAAAAAAAACCUGUGAUUUUUCUUUUUUUAAAGUGAUUAAAUAAAUAAAUCUGAGGGAAAAUGUGUUUGUAUUAAUGUAACUGUCAGAUUAUUGGAUGUAUCUUCUGUGUGUGUGUGUGUGUGUGUGCAAAUCACCAGUGUGUUGUUGAACUUUUUAAAUUAAAUAAAAACAUUUUUAGUAAAACGUCUGUGUGUGUUGGUGUGUAGUUCACAUGUUCAUG
Solea solea (common sole) is the source of this 4654-nucleotide messenger RNA. Its product is annotated as roundabout homolog 2-like. Gene Ontology annotation, molecular function: protein binding. Gene Ontology annotation, biological process: axon guidance; cell-cell adhesion. Gene Ontology annotation, cellular component: plasma membrane; axon. The record is from RefSeq and is a predicted model, not a curated record. The coding region runs from base 527 to 4324 and encodes 1265 amino acids. The transcript has 25 exons. NCBI's taxonomy places the organism in Eukaryota, Metazoa, Chordata, Actinopteri, Pleuronectiformes, Soleidae.